This is a messenger RNA of Olea europaea var. sylvestris, 704 nucleotides long. RefSeq names its product sm-like protein LSM36B. Bases 156 to 431 code for a protein of 91 amino acids. Gene Ontology annotation, molecular function: RNA binding. Lineage: Eukaryota; Viridiplantae; Streptophyta; Magnoliopsida; Lamiales; Oleaceae. Gene Ontology annotation, cellular component: sno(s)RNA-containing ribonucleoprotein complex; nucleolus; U6 snRNP. Gene Ontology annotation, biological process: mRNA splicing, via spliceosome; maturation of SSU-rRNA. The record is from RefSeq and is a predicted model, not a curated record. The transcript has 4 exons.
UUCAAAUACGCUUCGUUGUGGGCGAAUCUAGUAUUCCCCCUUUCUGGUCGCUUGCUUUUGUUUCUCCUACUCGACCCAAUUCAAUCCCUUCUGCCUUCCUGUUGCAUCUUUCUGCAUAUUAUUUUUCAGAAUUGUCUCCCAUUUAGUAAGAAGAAAUGAGUGGGACUGGAGAGAAGGUUUCAGCUACUACAAAAACUCCAGCUGAUUUUCUGAAAUCUAUUCGUGGUCGACCUGUUGUUGUCAAAUUGAAUUCUGGCGUUGACUACCGAGGUAUCCUUGCCUGUCUGGAUGGAUAUAUGAACAUAGCAAUGGAGCAAACUGAAGAAUAUGUCAAUGGGCAAUUGAAAAAUAAAUAUGGGGAUGCAUUUAUUCGCGGGAAUAAUGUGCUUUAUAUCAGCACAACAAAGAGGACAUUAGGUGAAGGGGCUUAGUAUCACAGAUGUUCUGAGGACACGAAUCUAUCAUAAUUAUGUUUUUCAUAUCAAAAUUUCUGUCGAUUGAGCUGUUGUGUAAUACAGAUUUAAAAGGGUUAGACCUCGAUAUUCUUUUGAAUACAUGUAUCCUAGUCUUGUUUGUAGCUUUUAAAUUAUUGAUGUAAAAGUAUGUAGGCCGGAAUUUGAUAGGCGCUUGGCAUUUGAAUUGCAGAUGGUUACUUGUACACAAACCCAACCCAAGCCUGAAUGAACAUCUUAAAACUUUCCUCG